AUGAUGAAGUUUGUUAAGCAGAAGGAAGAGAAUUGCAGUUUUCAUGAUGUAAUGGAUGGAUUGCAUCACCUCUAUGACAAACGCCUGAAACCUUUAGAGGUCACUUAUCUGUUUCCACAGUUCCAUUCCCCAACUAUUGAUACUGGAGAGUUUAGUUCUAAACCAAUGCUUCUUCUUUUGGGACAGUAUUCGACAGGAAAAACUACUUUCAUAAAAUACCUUUUGGGAUCCCCAUUUCCCGGAAUGCAUAUUGGUCCUGAACCAACAACUGACCGUUUCAGUGUCGUAAUGAGUGGUGAUGAAGGCAUUAUACCUGGAAAUGCUCUUGUUGUCGAUGCACAGAAACCUUUCCGUCCUUUGUCGAAAUUUGGAAAUAAUUUUCUAAACCGCUUUCAGUGCUGUCAGCUUCAAAAUUCAGUUCUAGACAGUAUUAUUAUUAUUGAUACUCCUGGAAUACUGAGUGGUGAAAAACAAAGGUUGGAUCGUGGUUAUGACUUCACAGCUGUUGUUCAGUGGUUUGCAGAGCAUGUUGAUAGAAUUAUUCUGCUGUUCGAUGCGCACAAGCUUGACAUAUCCGAUGAGUUUCGCAGAGUUAUAGAGUCUAUUAGGGGUUUCGACGACAAAAUUCGUAUUGUUCUGAAUAAGGCUGAUAUGAUUGAUCCUCAGCAAUUAAUGCGUGUAUAUGGAGCGUUAAUGUGGGGUCUGGGUAAAGUGUUGGGAACUCCAGAGGUCGUGAGAGUGUUUAUCGGCUCAUUUUGGGACCAACCACUGCAAUGUGACGCCAACCGUCGCUUGUUUGAGUUAGAAUCUCAGGAUCUUUUCAAAGACCUUCGAAGUUUACCAGCUAAUGCGGCGAUGAGAAAACUAAAUGAUAUAAUUAGACGAGCAAGGCUAGCGAAGGUACAUGCCUACAUAAUUGGCUAUCUCAAGAAGGAAAUGCCUUCACUUGUAGGCAAAAACAAAAAGAAACAAGAGCUUAUCAAAAACCUUCAACAGAUUUACGAUUCUAUUUCCCGUUUGCAUCAUAUUUCACCCGGUGAUUUUCCGAAUAUUAAUCAAAUGAAAAGUUUACUAAACGAACAUGACUUUUCAUCUUUCCCAGCCCUAAAGGAAAGGCUAGUUGAAAGUGUUGAUGUAAUGCUGAGUCAGGAAAUACCUAAAUUAAUGCAGAUGCUGCCCAACGAACAAUCUGAAAGUGCUCAACAGGGCAAAAAUUCAGUUAAAGGUGGAGCAUUCGAUGGUGGUAUAGGUGACAGCCCAUUCACAUUAGAAGCUGAUCUGGAUAUUAAUCGUGGACGUUAUGAUAGUCAAUGGGUGGCUGAAAAAUAUCGAGAAAAAUGGACUAAAGAAUUCGAAGAAUUUAAUCCAGUUGACGGUCGUCUUGCUGGUGGAGCGUUAAAAUCUCAUUUGUUACAAUCACGAUUACCCAAUUUCACAUUACAUCGUAUAUGGAAACUUUCAGAUAUAGAUAUGGAUGGUCAUUUGGAUGUUGAUGAGUUUGUACUUGCUAAAUACUUGAUAGAACUAGCCUCAAAAGGCAAUGAGAUACCAGAUUGUUUACCGGAUCACUUAGUUCCACCUAGUAAACGAAAUCUGAAUCCACCAUCUACAAACGGUGAAAUUGAAUGUCCGCAACCAAAAUAUUAA
This is a messenger RNA of Trichobilharzia regenti, 1647 nucleotides long. The record is from the annotation of a GenBank genome assembly. NCBI's taxonomy places the organism in Eukaryota, Metazoa, Platyhelminthes, Trematoda, Strigeidida, Schistosomatidae.